Dendronephthya gigantea is the source of this 1971-nucleotide messenger RNA. Its product is annotated as cytochrome P450 20A1-like. Lineage: Eukaryota; Metazoa; Cnidaria; Anthozoa; Malacalcyonacea; Nephtheidae. Gene Ontology annotation, cellular component: membrane. The transcript is spliced from 13 exons. The record is from RefSeq and is a predicted model, not a curated record. Gene Ontology annotation, molecular function: heme binding; oxidoreductase activity, acting on paired donors, with incorporation or reduction of molecular oxygen; iron ion binding. The coding region runs from base 148 to 1575 and encodes 475 amino acids.
UGUGAAAGUCGGUCUCGACUCUCGAAAAAUAUUGUACAACUCCCCCGAGAAAUAUUUGGAAUCUUGUGGCGAGAGGUCACGCGCAACAAUACGCAGACCUGGCCAAGAUUUCUUUGAGUGGUAUUAUAGAGUGCUAUCAAAUUUAAAAUGCUGCCUUCACAUUUUAGCGCAUCAAAUUAUGGUAUCUUUGCUUGUGUUGUUAUAUUUGCGCUCUUAUAUUUCCUGGUUUAUUUUAAUACGAAGACACGAAAUUCUAAUUUGCCUGGUAUUUGUUCCAAGCACCCAGACAAAGGAAAUUUAGAAGAUAUGCAGGAUGCUGGAAGUCUUCAUGAAUUUUUAACAAAUCUUCAUAAAGAAUAUGGUCCAUUAGCAAGUUUUUGGUGGGGAAAACAGCUUGUUGUAUCACUGGCAUCACCAAAAUUGUUUGAUGAAAUCAAAGUACUUUUUGACAGACCAAAAUAUCUAUUUGAAGCUUAUGUUGAUUUCACUGGUCCAAGGAGUAUUCAGUUUAUGAAUGGUGCUGAAGGUCGCAAGAGACGUCAUUUGAUGGAUGAAGGGUUUAGUCAUACAGCUGUUGCUUACUAUUAUGAUGAUUUUGUCAAGGUUGCUACAGAACUUUCUGAAAAAUGGGCAUCUCAACCAUCAGACCAACAUAUUCCUCUCUCCCAACAUAUGAUUGCAUUAAGCAUGAAAGCUAUUGGUCUUGCAGCUUUGGGAAAUGGAAUGAAAGAUGAACAACAGCUUCUCAAAAUGUCCAAGGCUUAUCAUGUUUGCUGGCAAGAGGAGGAAGAUACAUUGAAAGGAAAUCUGCCAGAAGAAGGAGACGGACGCAUGGAAAAAUUUGCAGAAAGCCGAGACUACUUACGGAGUAUCAUAAAAGACGUUAUUCGAAAAAGAAGAGACCAAAAAGAUAAAAAAGAUCAAAUCUUUCUGGAUAGCCUCAUGGAUGCUGAUUUUAUUGAUGAGGAAGAGUUGACAGAUCAAACUAUUACGUUCUUGAUUGGAGGUUUUCAUACAACUGGAAACACGUUGGCGUGGUGUUUGUAUUUUCUGGCUACACAUGAAGAAGUCCAAGAAAAACUGUAUCAGGAAUUUGUUGAUGUUUUGGGAGAGGAAACGAUUACAGCGCAGAUUUUACCGCAAUUGAAAUUCUGCAGGCAAGUGACUGAUGAAACAAUGAGGUGUUCUGCUCUUGCUCCUUGGGCUGCCAGAUAUGCAGACUAUGAUAUACAAAUUGGAGAGCACGUUAUACCAAAACAGACUCCUAUCAUUACUGCCCUUGGUGUCGUUCUUAAAGAUGAAGAUGUAUGGCCUGACCCAGACAAGUUUGAUCCGGAGCGUUUCAAUGCAGAGGAGAUAAAAAAGCGCCAUCCAAUGGCUUUUCAACCUUUUGGCUUCGCUGGCAAACGUAAAUGUCCUGGUUAUCGUUUUUCCUACGCUGAAGUUGCAGUGGUCCUAUCUGUUUUCCUGCGUCGUUUCAAAAUUCACAUGGUUGAAGGUCAAGUUGUUGAACCCGAGUACCGUUUAGUAACCCAGCCCAAGGAAGAAAUCUGGAUCACAGUAACAGAACGAUAGAAUAUCUUAUUGUCAUGCAUGUUUCGCGAAUAACAGUGCAGGAUAUUAAAAAUAUAGCUACUGUAAAAUUAUCGUUAUAAGUGAGCAUAAUUUAGUGUAUAAUUUAAAGCUCCAAAAUCCAAAUUAGUCACUAAAAUAGCUAUUAACAAUGAACUCAAAAUUAUAAUAGUUUUUUCCGUUGCAUGUUAUUCAGACAAAAUAAAUUUAAGAAAGAAUCCCUAGACUGAAUGUAAAGGACUCAAACAGGUUGUCCUGAAUUUGACACAAAGACGAAAUUUGUUUCUUUGUUUGAGAAACGAGGAAAAGAAUGCAUAAAUUGAUUUUUGUAUUUUGUAUGUAGCUAUCCAAUUAAUAAAAAAUUCAGGAUUAUUAUUGUGUUAAUCAUGUCAAAUAAAA